Schistocerca gregaria is the source of this 1413-nucleotide messenger RNA. RefSeq names its product odorant receptor 49b-like. Gene Ontology annotation, biological process: sensory perception of smell; detection of chemical stimulus involved in sensory perception of smell. The transcript has 5 exons. Lineage: Eukaryota; Metazoa; Arthropoda; Insecta; Orthoptera; Acrididae. Gene Ontology annotation, cellular component: plasma membrane. Gene Ontology annotation, molecular function: olfactory receptor activity; odorant binding. The coding region runs from base 1 to 1413 and encodes 470 amino acids. The record is from RefSeq and is a predicted model, not a curated record.
AUGAAGAAAGAUGAAGGAUGUGGUGGUGAAGUGGAGGAACUGAAGAUGUGGACACAAUCUCAUCACCUGUCGUGGCGAGAGAGUGGUCAGUCCCCUCUCAAGCUGAACAUUCACAUCCUGAGCUUCUUCGGACAGUGGACCUUGAGUAGGUCCUGGCCGUACCGAGCCUACACCGUUCUCAGCUUGGUGUCCAUAGCGGUCUCGUUGACCAUGAGCGUCGUGGGCACGUGCCUCCUGGAGGGCUUGGAAGAAGUCACCUCCGCCCUGACGGCAUUCCUACCGAUGGUCACCGGCUUGGCGAAGGCGCUGCUCCUCCUGUGCUACCAGCCAGACUUCAACCGGCUCGUUCGUCGCCUCGACGCUUUGAUCCUGGAACAGGGAGGGUCCUGGGCUCAGAUGAAGUCCGUACGUGCCUUCGAGGAGGCCCACAGGAAGACACUGGUGAUGACAGUGCUGGUGAACCUCUACUUUGUGGUGGUGAGCGUCUACUGGCCGAUGGUGCCGCUACUGGAGGACUCUGAGACCAGGAGACUGCCCUUCGUCCAGCUUCCUUGGAUGAAGGCUGCGGACGCCUUUCACUACUGGUUUGUGUUCUUCCUGCAGACCUACACGACGGAAGCCGCUGGCCUCAUCACGGUAAACGUCGAGCUGUACUUCUUAGGGGUGAUGAGCCACAUCUCUGCCCAGUUUGAGAUACUAAGCUCUCGCCUGACCAGACUGCCUCGCAGCAGCGACUACAGGGAGGCUUCUUUCGAUGGGCGAGAACCAGUUGUCAAAAGGUCUCCAGACAUACAUGAGGAGUUGUGCAGCUGCAUCAAGACACAUCAGAAGUUACUGAGGGGACAGUUAUGGUGUCGCAGUACAGAGAGCUCUGCUUUCAGGUUCAUCGAGACGCUGGAUGACCUGAUGAGUCCAUUCGCCAUGGCACAGUUUGCAGUUGGCACACUGUCUGUAUGUGUGGUGCUCUUCCAGGUCAUGCAUAGCCAGCUGGUCAGCUCGAAGCUGAAGUGCGCGGGCUGGCUGCCUGGCCUGGGACUGGAGCUGUUCAUCUACUGCUGGGGAGGCCACCAGGUAGCCGAGCAGGGCGAGGCGGUGGCACUGGCCGCGUACAGCGCCCCCUGGUACGAGGCGGGCCUCGACAGCCAGCGCGCUGUGCACCUGAUGAUGUGUCGAGCGCAGAAACCACCGGAGCUGACAGCGGGGCACCUCUACACGGUCAACAGGGCUGCCUUCGUGUCGAUGCAGGUGCAGCCGGAUGGCGCGCAGCGCCGUCAGAGCGGCGUGGGGUUCCGUUUACCGCCGCCCCCUCCACUGCCCCGCGAGAACAGCAGACGGCCAGUUGCCAGUGCGGCGUCGGCCGCUGCCGCCUCCACACGGGACAGGUCGGCUGACGCGGCGCGCCUGCAGUCGUGA